This is a messenger RNA of Cololabis saira (Pacific saury), 5037 nucleotides long. RefSeq names its product DEAH (Asp-Glu-Ala-Asp/His) box polypeptide 57 (gene dhx57). The record is from RefSeq and is a predicted model, not a curated record. Bases 285 to 4253 code for a protein of 1322 amino acids. Lineage: Eukaryota; Metazoa; Chordata; Actinopteri; Beloniformes; Belonidae. The transcript has 23 exons. Gene Ontology annotation, cellular component: intracellular anatomical structure. Gene Ontology annotation, molecular function: ATP binding; metal ion binding; RNA binding.
GUGGAGGAGGAGGAGGAGGAGGAGGUGGUAAUCGGAAAGCAGGAGCUUCUAGUCGCUGGGACGAUGAUGACGAUUUCAGCCUUGAUUUUGGCCCCCCUCGUUCCAACACAUUUAAUAAAGGACGUGGUGGUGGAAGAGCAGGUGGGCGAGGAAGGGGAGGUAGUGAUCGUGACAGAGACGGUAGGAGGGAUGCGAAAAGCAGGGGAAAGGUUCUUCCCAAGUCCCUGGCUAGUACAAGAGUUAAUUCAAAGCCAGGGGAUGGCUAUAAGCCAGAUACAAGCAACAUGCCCAUGCAGAGAAUCUUCAUGACCAAUGAGAACCAAGAGAAUCUCAGGAAGUUACUGCGGGAACUGCAAAUGCAGGAUUUUGAAGAACCCUAUGAUGAAUAUGCAUCAGAUUAUUCAGGAGAAGAGGAGGAGGAAUUUGACGAAUUGGAUGACCGCGAGGAAGGCCAGUUUUGGGUCACCAAUGACGAGCCGGUAGAGAAAGCAGAGAGCCCGGUGGAGAAAGCAGAGAGCCCUCCUUAUGACUCCGGUGAUGAGUGUCCCACCCCUGAACCUGUUAUCUCCUUAUUUGCCGUUGGAAAACUCUGCAGGUAUGGUUUUGACAAGGAGCGUAGUGAACAGGCACUCGAGUCUGGUGGUGGAGAAUUUGGGGCAACCUUAGAACGGCUUCUAAUCCAGGUUUUUAGCGAACGCUAUGGGCAUGGUUCGGUUUUCCCUGAUGGACUUUUGGGUGUGCCAAUGGAUGAGUGCUUAAAUCAGAGGCAGGAGGAAGCUCUGGCCCUAACUGCCAUAUACAGUGAGCGCUUUAAAGAACGCAUUUCCAAUGCUGUGUGGACAAUAACCCUGGAUCUUCCAUUCCUGUCACUUGACGCUGCCAAAAACGGAGGAAAGGCUGGAGGCCAAACUAGGAGAGACGGUCCGAAAAAUCGUGACAUAUGCAAAUUCUACCUAAAAGACCAAGGAUGCCGCUUCGGUGACAAAUGCAAGUUCAGACAUGAACUUCCAGAAAAAGAGAGGACUGGAGUCUCAGACCCCGAGGCCCCAAGCCAACCUGGAUUUAGCAGCUAUUCUCCUCCGGAAUAUGAACUGGAAAUUCGCUUCCCCAAAGGAAACCGCUACCCUCAUCAGGCACCCAUCGUUGCCUUCAGCACCAACGAUGACUCUGUCGGGGCUGCAGGGAGGCUCAGCGUCACCGAGAGGUUGUUUGGAGAGGCGCUGGCUGCGGCACAGUGCAGCGAGCCUGUUGUUUACACUCUCAUAACCUUUUGUGAGGAUGAAAGUAGUAUGAAAGAACUGUUGGCUGUGAGUCAUCACAAAUAUAGUUCACUGCCACCUGUAGUGGCGGUUCCUCCUCCCUCUCUCCCCGUAGCAAAAACUAAGAGUGUGAGGAGCGGCGCCUCUGAGGAAAGGAGCAGCAGCACCAGCGGCAGUAAUCAUACAUCCAGCAGGAGGGCUGCUAAUAGCCAGCGACACGUAGAUUUGAGAGAGGCCGAGACAGAGGAGCUGGAUGAGAGGGAUGAGGAUACCGACGAUGAGGCUGUACCAGUUGUUGAGAAUGAAAGUUAUGUCAGUCUGAGGAAGAAGAUGGUGAAUAAGCACAAUCAUAAGAUGGACAACGUGCUGAAAGUAAACGGCAAGCUGUGCCGAGAGUUCCAGGGGAAAAAGUCAUCCAGACGCUUCAGGUCCAUGCUGGAAGAGAGGAAGAAGCUCCCAGCCUGGCGAGAAAAGGAGAACAUUCUGGAUGCAUUGGACGGGUGUCAGGUGCUGGUGGUCAGUGGGAUGACUGGUUGUGGCAAGACCACUCAAAUACCUCAGUUCAUUCUGGACGCCUCUUUAAGUGGUUCUGCAGAGCAGGUGGCCAACAUCAUUUGCACCCAGCCUCGCCGUAUUUCUGCCAUCUCUGUGGCACAGAGAGUUGCCCAAGAGCGUGCAGAGUCUCUGGGCAACACGGUGGGCUACCAGAUCCGCCUGGAGACCGUCAGGUCGUCAGCCACCAGGCUGCUGUACUGCACCACCGGCGUGCUGCUCCGGAGACUGGAGGGGGAGGUUGAACUCGGAGACGUCACGCACGUUAUUGUGGAUGAGGUGCACGAGCGAACGGAGGAGAGUGAUUUCCUGCUGUUGGUGCUCAAAGACCUAGUUGUGCAAAGACCAGACCUGAAGAUUAUUCUCAUGAGUGCCACUCUUAAUGCCGGCCUUUUCUCUGAGUAUUUCUACAACUGUCCCACUAUCCAUAUACCAGGACGAACCUUCCCUGUUGAUCAGUUUUUCCUUGAAGAUGCCAUCACUAAAACUGGUUAUGUCAUUGAGGAUGGCAGCCCUUACAUGCGCUCAGGGAAACCCAGUUCUUCCACGAGCGGGCGAGGAACCAGAGGAGAGUCGAGGGACGUGGUGGAUGACCUGGGUGAAGACAUGUGGAACUUCAUGUCUUUCUCUAAGAAGGACUUUGUGAAAGACUCCAUCCCAGACCAGCAACUCAGCCUGCAGGAACUCACAGUCAGAUACAAAGAUGUUAGGAAGCCUGUGCUUAAGACCAUUGCUGCAAUGGACCUGGAUAAGAUCAACAUGGAUCUGGUGGAGAGCCUGCUGGAGUGGAUAGUAGAUGGAAAGCACAACUACCCACCAGGCGCAGUGCUGGUGUUCAUGCCGGGCCUCGCUGAGAUCAAGAUGCUCUAUGAGCAGCUGCAAUCCAACAGAAUGUUCAACAACAGGAGGGGAUGCAGGUGUGUGGUGUACCCGCUCCACUCAACCUUGUCUAAUGAGGAGCAACAGGCAAUUUUCAGCCGGCCCCCAGAGGGCGUCACAAAAAUCAUCAUCUCCACAAACAUCGCUGAGACCUCGGUAACCAUUGAUGACGUGGUGUAUGUUAUUGACUCUGGCAAGAUGAAGGAGAAGAGGUAUGAUGCAUCUAAAAGCAUGGAGAGCCUGGAGGACUCGUGGGUGUCUCGGGCCAGCGCACUACAGAGGAAGGGCAGAGCGGGUCGCGUGGCCUCUGGCGUCUGCUUCCACCUGUUCACCGGCCACUGCUUCCAACACCUGCUGGCUGAGCAGCAGCUGCCCGAGAUCCAGAGAGUUCCUCUAGAGCAGCUCUGCCUCCGAAUCAAGAUCCUGGACGUGUUUGCUGAGCAGCUGCUGGAGUCGGUCUUCUCUCGGCUCAUCGAGCCUCCUGCGGUGGGGAGCUUGGAUGCAGCCAGGCAGCGACUUCAAGACCUGGGAGCGCUGACUGCAGAUGAGAGGCUGACCCCACUGGGAUACCACCUGGCCUGCCUGCCCGUCGACGUGCGCAUUGGGAAACUCAUGCUGUUCGGAGCCAUCUUCCGCUGCCUCGACUCAGCACUCACCAUCGCUGCCAGUCUGGCUUUCAAAUCACCGUUUGUGUCUCCAUGGGAUAAACGAGAGGAGGCCAAUGAGAAGAAACUUGCCUUUGCGGUGGCUAAUAGUGACCAUCUUGCAUUGUUGCAAGCAUAUAAGGGAUGGUGCUCGGCUGCAAAGAACGGUUAUAAGGCUGGAUUCAUUUACUGCAGGGAGAACUUCCUGUCGUCGCGCAGUUUACAGGAGAUUGCCAGUCUGAAGAGACAGUUUGCCGAGCUGCUGUCCGACAUCGGCUUCGUUAAGGAGGUUUUGAGAGCCAGGGCUAUUGAACGUAUGUCCAAAAAUGGCACUGACGGUGUUUUGGAGGCUACUGGUCCCGAGGCAAACCUUAACUCGGACAACAUCCGGCUGAUGUCUGCCAUGCUGUGUGCUGCUCUCUAUCCCAAUGUGGUCCAGGUUCGAUCUCCACAGGGGAACUACAAGAUGACCAGCAAAGGAGCGAUGAAGAUGCAGCCCAAAGCCAACGAGCUGCGUUUCAUUACCAAGAGCGACGGCGGUGUUCAUGUGCACCCCUCGUCCGUCAAUUACACGGUCCGCCACUACGACAGCCCCUACCUGGUUUACCACGAGAAGGUGAAAACCAGCCGUAUCUUCCUUCGUGACUGCAGCAUGGUGUCCGUUUACCCGCUGGUGCUGCUAGGAGGUGGGCAGGUCAACGUUGAGCUGCACAAAGGAGAGUUUAUCAUCUCCCUGGACGAUGGAUGGAUCCGAUUUGCUGCUGCAUCACAUCAGGUGGCCGAGCUGGUGAAGGAGCUGCGCUGGGAGCUGGACAAACUGCUGGAGGACAAAAUCCGAAGCCCGAGCAUGGACCUGUGCAGCUGCCCACGCGGCUCACGCAUCAUCGACAUGAUCGUCCACCUCAUAACCACCCAGUAGCCCCGCUAGUCGUUACCCCCCUCUGUCACCCUGAAGGAAUUAAAUCAGCGAGCUCUGUCUUGUAAAUAUAUUUGUGCUCCUGUAUCACUGCCACAAAGUGGCUCUACUGAUGUAUUGCUCCUCUGAUUGGGAAAGAAGCAGCAUGGUCAAUUUUGGAUUUGAAGGGAGUUCCUCAGCUUGAAACAUCGCUCAUGUGGCCACAUGAUAACGGCCCACAAGUAUACAUUCAUUCUGUUGCUGCAGAAGGGGCUUUUCAAAUGAACUGUUGCCUUCAAAAAUAGCUCUAUGCAGAUGAUCAAAAGUCUUAUUUUGAUAUUUUUAAAACGCAGCAAUAAGAGAGCUCUUGUGUUAUGAUGCCACAAAAAAAAUAAAUUACUGUACACGCAGUAAACUUGCAUGCAAUUGAUGUAAUUCUGCACGCAGUGCAGUUAUAUUUUUUGGUUGUGUGUCUUAAUCACAACUGAAAUGUUUCUUGGGUCCAUAUUGGAUUUCUUACACUGAAGUGUGUGUGUGCCCGUGAAUAAUUCUUUGUAAAGCAGGAUUGAGAAUCCUAAAGCUUCUGCAUGAAAUCCAGUUGUUUUUACAUUUUCCGAAUGUGAGUUAUUAUCAAGGUGAUGUCGGAGCUCCACUCGUACUGUGUGAAUAUUAUAAGGGCUUUUGUAAUCCGGGUCGGUGGAAGUUGCCAAAGAACUUGAAUGCUGGUGUCUUAACCAAUUAUAAAAUCCACCACACAAUGCACCUCCAUAUAAGAAUAAAAUGAUGACAAUACGUUACUUGUCAUUUG